Molecule: messenger RNA, 1745 nt
Organism: Odontomachus brunneus
Lineage: Eukaryota; Metazoa; Arthropoda; Insecta; Hymenoptera; Formicidae
Product: odorant receptor 4-like
Exons: 10
Coding region: 582-1646 (354 amino acids)
Biological process (GO): sensory perception of smell; detection of chemical stimulus involved in sensory perception of smell
Cellular component (GO): plasma membrane
Molecular function (GO): odorant binding; olfactory receptor activity
Source: RefSeq, a predicted model, not a curated record
CGUACAACGCACAUCUCAUACUCCUUUAUCAACAUUUUAUAUAACAUUCCAUUAAACAGUUUUACAUAAAUAUACUUCUUGUUCACUUAUCUAACGUGAACAAAUAUAUAAUGACGUUUACAAGAGUCGCUCACGUCUUUGUACCCAAAGAAAAUCGCAAUUUUCCACGGAUAUCAGAAGAGUACUAGCUGUGCAUGUAUUUGUAACAAAUCGACGAACUUACUGCGAAUGUCAUUUUGACAUAAUGACAGCCAAUUCCACAUGCGUUCGUGCGAAGAUAAUAUCCUUUCCGACGUGUGUAAGGAAACGAAUGUCGACGUUACGCAGAACAUCGGAGAAGUUCCCAAGCCGGGGGACGUUGAAACGUGAUCGAUCAUAUCUGAACAUCGGCUGUAAAGCAAGCAAUUGAAAUAAUUGCAUUUAAUGAUGCCGAUUGUAAGCCGAUUCAAGAGGCUUGCAAAGGGAAUCAUUUAAAAGCAAUUAUUAUUAUGUUCGCGUAGCAAGCGUAGCAAGCGUAGCAAAUCUAGCAAGGAUGAAAGCUUCACGCAGUCUUCUACCAAUGGUCUACUGAUUUGCGCAAAAUGCUCUUCGAUGAACGCAACUAUAGAAUCAAUAAAGUUCUUCUGUCGUGGAUCGGCCAGUGGCCAUAUCAAACAAGCAGAAGAAACAGCGCUAUUAUUGUUAUUAUAGUGUUCUUAGCUGGUACACAAAUUGUCGCCAAGAUAUGCGGUUUGUUCUCCAUUAAAGAUAUGGAUGUCUUUAUUGAUUCCCUCUCACCACUGGUGGCCGACUUAGGCUGUGGAAUCAAGUUCUUUAUUUGCAUAUUAAAGACAACGCAGAUAAAGGCGCUUUUCAAUCAGAUACGAGACGAUAGGCAGACGUUAUCGACGUGUGAAAACAUCAAUAUUUUUGACAGUUACGCACGCAAGGGACGCAAAUUUACAAUUAUCUACGGGGGUUUCGUUUACUUUGCGCUAAUAUUAUUCAUGUUGGUGCCGUUGCAACCGUUAUUACUUGGCUCCUCGAAUGAUACUCGUCCGUUGUUACACGAAGUCAAUUAUUACAUCGACAUGGACAAGUAUUACUUACCAAUUUUGCUUCACGGAUAUAUCAUGGUCGCCAUUAUUGUGACCAUAGGUGUUGCGACAGAUACAAUGUUUGUCAUCAUGGUGCAGCAUGUUUGCGGACUGUUAACGAUCAUCAGACAACAGGUGGAUAACAUAAUAAAGGAGGAGAAUCUAAUGAUGGAUAUCAAUCCACCUGUUAUGAACGAUGAACCAUAUAAAAACAUAAUAAAGAGUAUUCGCGCACAUAAGAGAGCUUUAAGGUUUGCCAAUCUCAUGGAAGCCGUGUUUAACCCGAUGUUUCUCGUCAUGGCAGCUUGCAACGUACUCGUUGUAAGCAUGACAGGCGUUACGGCACAGCAGCUGAUCGACCACAGCAUAUACAUUCACACUAGCUUAAUAAAUAUGACAUGGUAUCGCACCUCAUUCAAGACAAGAAAAAUCUUUAUUUUUAUGCUGAUGAGAACAGAAAAACCUUGCGUCUUAACAGCAGGAAAAAUGUUCGUUAUAUCCAUGGAUACUUUUACUACGAUCGUUCGCAUGUCUAUGUCCUAUUUCACAAUGCUGCGAUCGAUGCAAUGAUUAAUUUGCUUCUCUACUUCGUAAAUUGAUGUAUGGAUCCUCCAGAAGACAAUGACGACAUAAUUGUAGUAUCUUUAUUUUGAACUUCAACUUUUACAC